Molecule: messenger RNA, 537 nt
Organism: Naegleria fowleri
Lineage: Eukaryota; Heterolobosea; Eutetramitea; Acrasida; Naegleriidae
Exons: 2
Coding region: 1-537 (178 amino acids)
Source: RefSeq, a predicted model, not a curated record
AUGCCAACUGUAUUUGAAGACUUUGUUCAGAGAGAUAAGGAUGGAAAUAUUAUUAAUGGUGGAAUACUUCCAUAUCUUGCGUAUAUGCAAUCAAAUGGCAAAACCGACGCCAGUCAAAAAGCUCUAGAGUACACAUUGGAAUAUGUUUAUUCUUCUCCGGAUGUCUUGAGGGGAUUUAUUGACAGCCUAGUGACCAAGAUAAUUGAUUCACUUAAUGACAAUUCUGCUCUAUUUGGAAUAGUUAAGAAAAUUGAACAUUUUGUUGUGGUUAUUGAUGAAGCAAAUGUUUAUGCAAGAAAAAAUACUGACUCUGAUGCUGGUAACUCUAACAUAGGUGGUUGUGAAAAGCUUUCCGAGUUAAUAAGUUCGAGUGGUGAGAAGAGAGGACUUUUAACCAAGUUUGCACAGUUAAUUGGUACCAUAAGGAAAUUUCAUGUAUCUAUAUUUUCUGGAACUAAUUUUUCUGUCGAUGUAGGAGGUAUUAUACAAUCAGCUCUUGGUAAAACUGAAGCAAAGAUUGAUCUAGUUAAAAUAUGA